AUGGAUAUGGAAGCAGAAUUUGAGGAUUUUCAGAAGAAGAAUACCCCAUCCUUGAUUGGGUCUUCUGUCAGAAACUCCAGCACUCCUAGUGGGGACUUAGACAAAGACGAGCCCGAAUCGAUCAUUCUAGAUCGCGCUCGUUCCAGCUCGAGGCCCGUCAUCAAAUCCAAUCCCUCAACCUCCCAUAUAGGGUUUGUGUCCGUGGAGGAACUCAAGGCGGAAGGUGGGCUUCUCAACGACGAGGAGGGAGAGGUUCUUGACGAGAUCCUUGACGAGGAAGGUCAUCUGAAAAAAGAUGCAUUGCAAUUAAAAGAACGGCUGAAGACCGAAGAGGAAGGAAUUUCCAGCUACAUCCAGUCUCCUGGCAGCGAGGUUUCCUCUGAGCCUGUUCGUGAAAAGGAGCACCUAGUUUUUGGCGGUGAUGCGGGAAAUUUUGUGGCGCCUGCCGCUGCCAAAUCAAGUCACUUGACUGAUUUCAAAUACGACAGUCCUUCUAGAGAGCCUCCAAAGCCAGAAGAAAAAGACCGCGAUUUGAUCGAACCCGGAAAACUCACUACUGUAGACGAUAUACUGCAGAGAAUCAACCAAGGAAGCAGGGAACUGACCGAGGAGUCGGAAAACCCACCAAAACCAGAAGCCAAAGUGCGUCAGGACAAGAUGCCAGAACUCUUCGGCUAUUCGAAUGAGGUCGACCAGCUUCUGACAGCUCCAGCCAGUAGGAGGGAAGGAUCGAGCUCAAGACUAAUGAGAGAGAGACAGAGAUCACGCUCGCGUCCCGCAGACAGCUCUGGAUCACCAUUCAGGGAAGGCAUUGGAAUGUACAGACCGCAUCUGGCAAAAGGUGAUUCCUACCACAGCGGUAUCUCGAACGACGAAUACAGUCAAGGCAGUGUCAGCAGCGAUGCUCCUGUGGAGAGAAAACCAAGACAUGAUCCUGGGUCGGUCAGACUUUCGAGCUCUUCGUCUCUGAACUACUUGCGUUCCAUUUCGAGAUCCAGGUCGAGAGCCGCCAAUGACAAAGAUGCGAUAGGCAAAGACAGGGGUAUUGACCAAAACGAACUCAAAGAGGAAGGUGUUCUCAUGCACGAUGGCGAUUUCUCCCAACUGCCCGAUUACGAAGACGCAAUCACCAACGCCUUGAAUAUUGUUGAGAAUACUAAAAGUGUGAAAGACGGAUCGAAGGUUGGGAGGCACAAGGAGAACAUUGUGAGUGACUUGCAUAAUUCUCUAAAUUCAAGGGAUUUAGGAGAACUUAACGAAGCCGAUGAGGACCAUGAUAUCCUGAAAGAGAAAAAAAAUGAGCUCAAAUCAGUGAACAAGGGCGUGAAAGGUGACAGCAUUCCACCUGAUGAACACGUUAACUCUGAUAGCAAGACCGCUGCUUCCCAGGAUUUAAACGCUGAGGAAGUUGAUACCAAGAGCUCUGACUCCGUUCAAAAGUUGUCGGAUGAAUCUAGAGAUGAAGCGAAGCAGACUGAUACUUCGGAGGAAAAGUUGCCAGGACAGCCAGAUAUCGUUGAAAGUCUCGAUGAGGAACGGCAGGAAAGCACCCAUUCCGUCGAAACGAAGAGCGAUGAAACAGAAGACAAGGAUGUUCAUAGUGAAGCUGCUACACGGCCAAAUUUAGCAGAGACCAACAUUGACAACGCGCCAUCUCAAGACCACGUUAACGCUGAUGAUGAUCUUCCUACCAAAACAUCCGCGGACGAAACUAUUUUGGAGCAACCUAAAGAGUCUUUAGACUCGCUAACCACAAAGCUAGAGUCCAGCACGCUUGCGGAAGCACCAGAAAAACCCACCGCUAAUAUUGAGGGAACUGGCGAGGUUAGCAUUGAGAAGGAAGCCCCUAUUCAGCAAGACACACCCAUCAAGGAUGAAGUUAAAGCAAUAGAACCUAUCAAAGAGAAAGAUGCGCCAGUCCGGGACACUCAAGCGAAAAAAUCUGUUUCUAAUUCAUUCGACGACGAUGACGACAUUGAGGAACUGCUGAGGGCUGUUGAAAAGGAACAGCCAGCUCAGUCGUCUACCAGCACUGCAAAUAAAGGUUCGGUUUAUGUUCCCAAGGGAACAAAAAUGACAUUCGAGGACGAACCUGUGUUCAUUUACACAUCUUUGGCAGGCGGCUUCCAAAUUGCUACUCGAACAAACAGACUGCAGACUAUUUUGACCGCCAAUAGGGUCAAGUUUGGAUUCAAAGACCUGGGAACUGACGAGCAAGCUAAAAAGGUUUGGAGGCGUUACAGCGAAGGGAAAACUCUUCCCGGAAUAGUUAGGGGUAAGGAUGAUUUUAUUGGCAAUUGGGAAGAUGUUGAAGAAGCCAAUGAAAAUUAUGCGGUUAGAUCUUUGAUAUACGAGACAUACUAG
Ogataea parapolymorpha DL-1 is the source of this 2364-nucleotide messenger RNA. RefSeq lists its product as uncharacterized. The transcript has a single exon. The coding region runs from base 1 to 2364 and encodes 787 amino acids. The record is from RefSeq and is a predicted model, not a curated record. Lineage: Eukaryota; Fungi; Ascomycota; Pichiomycetes; Pichiales; Pichiaceae.